Molecule: messenger RNA, 11653 nt
Organism: Astyanax mexicanus (Mexican tetra)
Lineage: Eukaryota; Metazoa; Chordata; Actinopteri; Characiformes; Acestrorhamphidae
Gene: celsr1a
Product: cadherin EGF LAG seven-pass G-type receptor 1a
Exons: 36
Coding region: 1118-10321 (3067 amino acids)
Biological process (GO): G protein-coupled receptor signaling pathway; homophilic cell-cell adhesion; cell surface receptor signaling pathway
Cellular component (GO): plasma membrane
Molecular function (GO): calcium ion binding; G protein-coupled receptor activity
Source: RefSeq, a predicted model, not a curated record
AUUUAAACCUCACCGUGCUCCGAGUGACACCCUGCGUGCGUAGCGUGCGGGACAGCGCGGGGAGGCGCGCGGGACGGAGCGCUGCGGAUCAGGGGCUUUACUUUUCUUUCAUCCCGAGGAGAGAAGCGCUGCUGCUUACCGUGACACGAGGAACCCGAGGAGACCCGGGAGCCGCGGGGAGCGGAGCUGAGGAGCAGCCCGGAGUUACCGGAGUUUCUGGAGUUACAGAGAGAGAGCGAGAGAGAGCGAGCGUGUGAGAGAGUGAGUGCGCGCUCGAGGACGCGCGCGAGUGUGUGUUUGGGUUGCAACGAUAUGAAAUUUUCAUUUAUUGCGGCAUCAUAACUUUCUAAAAAGAGAUUAACGAUUUUGCGGAAUUAAGGUAAAACAAUAUUUAUUGUUGUUUUUAAUUCGUUUUUUUAUUUGACCUUUUAAAGGAGUGAAAACAGGGUAUUUUCACCACUGAACAUUUUGAGUUGAAACUUUAUUAAAACUUUCAUAUAACUUUAAAUUAACGAAAUUAAAUCUAAAACUAAUUUGGAAAAUUAUAAAAAUAAGAAAUCUGCUCUCAAUUUUGAAUUUUCAGCUAAUGAUACUUUUUACUAUGUCUUAAUCUGCCGAUUAAUAAUUAAUCAAUUGAUUUUUUUAGUUUUUAUACAUAGAAAAAAAUAAUUCACAGUUUGGUGCAGUUACGGGAUUUUUAACUAAUUGUUCACUUGUUUUUUUACAUUAGCCCUGAAAGAAAUGAAGACUGGACUUUGCCACAGUUUAAGAAUUUAUUAAUAAAUUUUAAAUAAAAUGUAAGAAUAUUAUUUGUUUUGCAAAUAAAUAAGCAACCUGUGCUUACUUUUUAUUGCAAAUGAUUAUUAGCAUUAUGUCUUAAUUGAUUUCUCAAUUAAUCGGUCAAAUGAUUGUUUCUUAAACUCUGUAUGGUUGCAUUUUUGGACCCUAGUACAAAUACCAAGCAAAUUUACACAAUAUGAUAAUCAUCAAUUUUCCUACCUAAUGAUGGUUCACUGCCACAACACUAUAUCGCUGCAACCCUAGUGUAUGUGCAUCUGUGUGUGGGGGGGUUUGUGUGUGUGUAUGUGUGUAUGCAUUUUCCUCCUCAUCCCAAAGCAUGGAGGUGACCAUGUGCUCAAUAUGGUCUCUCCUCCUCGUCCUCGGAGUGUCUUCUGUCUCUGGAGGCUAUGACCUACACAUCUCGGACACUUUACGUGCCGGAGCCUCUUUGGCAAACCUUUCAUUGGGACCUGGUUGGAGUUAUGCUCUUGACAGGACUUUAUCUCCAAGCUCGAGGCUUUGGAAUUUGCUGAAAGUGCAUAAGCACCAUGGAGAUGUGAGUCUCUUGGGUGAGGUGGACUGUGCAAGCCUUAAUGAGACCUUCCCAAUCCCAAUGAACUUCGAGAUCAGGUCCGUCACAUCACAGGACUUGGUGCACAUGCAUUUGAACUUGUAUGUGCACGGCCAGGACUGCACUGUGAGGCGCAGGAGAAGAAUAACUAGCCCUGAUGUUCAGGUUCACUUCCUUUACAACUUGAGGGAAGCGUCCUGCUUGUCUUCAGAUGUGUUGCUCCUCCGCCUUAAAGACUAUUUACCAGCUGCCUUUGCACAUCACGCCAAGGACAUGCCAAUGCAGAGUCAUUGGUGUAAAGCAAAGGACUUGAGUGACUUGAGUGUUUUUCUUGGGAGUAAUGGGAGUUUAUACAGUGGGGAUGACUUCUGCUUAUCCAAAGAGAAUUUUAAAGAGGAAACAGUGGUAUGUGGACUAGGUGACAUCACCAUGGACAUAAGGCUAAAGUUCAUAUCUUCUGAGCUGUCCUCAUUGCAACACCACUCGCACACCUCUCACAGAUGGAAGUCAAACAAGAGGACGAAAAGGGGGGUAAACUCUGCCCCUGUAUUCCAGCUGCCCAAUUAUCAAGUGUCCGUUCCUGAGAAUGAACCCUCAGGGACGCAUGUUAUCACGCUUAAAGCCACUGAUGCAGACAGCGGAGAGGCUGGGAGGAUUGAGUAUGGCAUGGAGGCUUUGUUUGACAGUAGAUCCAGUGACUUUUUCAGGAUAAACCCAGAGACAGGAAGCAUUGAAACGGAGCGACCCUUAGACAGAGAGUUCAAGGACACCCAUGUUUUUAAGGUCACUGCAACAGAUGGUGGCACUCCUCAGCGUUCCGCCACGUCCUAUCUUACUGUCACCGUCAGCGACACCAAUGACCAUGGCCCUGUUUUUGAGCAGACCGAGUACAGAGUUAGCAUUCGUGAGAAUGUAGAAGUGGGCUUUGAGGUGAUGACAGUGAGGGCCACUGAUGAAGAUGCACCCUCCAAUGCCAAUAUGAUCUAUAAAAUUGUAAACGGCGAUGGUGUAAACUCCGUUUUUGAGAUCGACUCACGUAAUGGGCUUGUCAAGGUCCGAGUGCGCCCAGAUAGGGAGACCAGGGCACAGUAUGAGCUCAUAGUGGAGGCCAAUGACCAAGGGAAAGACCCAGGACCACGUAGUGCAACAGCCACAGUGCAUAUAACGGUAGAAGAUGAAAAUGAUAACUAUCCCCAGUUUAGCGAGAAGAGGUAUGUAGUGCAGGUUCCAGAGAACGUGGCUGUCAACACCAGAGUUGCUCAGGUGGAGGCUAGCGACAGAGAUGAGGGCAACAAUGCGAAAGUUCACUACAGCAUCAUUAAUGGCAAUGUGAAGGGCCAGUUCUAUAUCCACUCUCCAACUGGUGUUAUUGAUGUAAUCAAUCCACUAGAUUAUGAAACAAAUAGGGAAUAUAACCUGCGCAUCAAAGCACAGGAUGGAGGCCGACCUCCUCUCAUUAACAGCACAGGGAUAGUGAUAGUGCAGGUCAUUGAUGUGAAUGAUAACGCCCCCAUGUUUGUAAGCACUCCUUUUCAGGCCACAGUUUUGGAGAACGUACCCAUUGGGUACUCAGUAAUUCAUAUCCAGGCAAUUGACUCUGACUCUGGGGAAAAUGCCCGCUUGGAUUACCGCCUCACCGACACUUCCCCCGGCUUCCCCUUCACCAUCAACAACAGCACAGGCUGGAUUACAGUCAGUAUUGAGCUGGACAGAGAAACCACAGAGUUCUACACCUUUGGAGUGGAAGCCCGAGACAAUGGAGUUCCUGCAAUGUCUUCUUCUGCCAGUGUAAGCAUCACAGUGCUGGACGUCAACGACAAUGUGCCCACCUUCACGGAAAAGGUCUACUCCCUGAAAAUUAAUGAGGAUGCCCUGGUUGGUACUAGUGUCCUAACAGUGACAGCUGUGGAUCGGGACAUCAACAGUGUGGUGACUUAUCAGAUAUCCAGUGGCAACACGCGCAACAGGUUCGCCAUCACCAGCCAGAGUGGCGGUGGACUUAUCACUCUAGCAUUGCCGCUGGACUACAAGCAGGAACGCCAGUAUGUUCUGACCAUCACUGCUUCAGAUGGCACACGCUAUGACACAGCACAGGUCUUCAUCAAUGUCACUGAUGCCAACACACACAGGCCCGUGUUUCAGAGUUCCAACUAUCAGGUUCUGCUCAGCGAGGACAAGCCUAUUGGGUCAACUGUUGUGGUCAUCAGUGCUACAGAUGAGGACACAGGUGAGAAUGCUCGCAUUACGUAUGUCAUGGAGGACAAUGUCCCACAGUUUAAGAUUGAUCCAGAUACAGGUGCCAUCACCACACAGAUAGAAAUUGAUUAUGAGGACCAUGUCGCUUACACUCUAGCUAUUAUUGCCCGUGACAACGGCAUCCCCCAAAAGUCAGAUAUUACUUAUGUGGAGAUCAUAGUGGAGGACGCUAAUGAUAACGCUCCCCAGUUUGGCCGAGAGAAGUACCAAGGCACUGUGUUUGAAGAUGCCCUUCAGCAUACCAGCGUCCUCCAGAUAUCUGCUUCAGACAGGGAUUCAGGGUCUAAUGCAAGGGUGAGCUACACCUUCCAGGGUGGUGAUGAUGGUGAGGGUGACUUUAUGAUUGAGCAGUUCUCUGGAAUCAUCAGAACCAACCGGAAGCUGGACAGGGAGAACGUUCCUGUCUAUAAUUUAAAGGCAUUUGCAGUUGACAAAGGGAUUCCUCCACUCAAAGCUGCAGUGGAGAUCCAGGUGUCAGUGCUUGACAUUAACGACAAUGCCCCCGUGUUUGAGAAGGAUGAGUUGUUCGUUGAUGUCAAGGAGAACAGCCCUGUGGACUCUGUAGUGGCCAGGAUAACUGCUACAGACCCAGAUGAAGGAACCAACGCUCAGAUUAUGUACCAGAUAGUGGAGGGAAACAUACCUGAGGUCUUUGACUUGGAUAUAUUUACAGGGGACUUAAAAGCACUCACGGAUUUAGACUACGAGGCCAAGACAGAGUAUGUGAUCGUAGUCCAGGCCACAUCUGCACCGCUGGUCAGCAGAGCGACCGUCCACAUCCGUCUGGUUGACAUAAACGACAACGAACCUGUCCUGAAGAACUUUGAGAUCAUCUUCAACAACUAUGUCACCAACAAAUCCAACAGCUUUCCAACUGGGGUUAUAGGCAGGGUACCAGCUCAUGAUCCGGAUGUGUCAGAUAAACUGAAGUAUAGCUUUGUGGAGGGGAAUGAGCUUAGUCUGCUAAUCCUGAACCCAGAUACUGGAGAGCUGAAACUGAGCAAGGAUCUGGACAAUAACAGACCACUGGAAGCUUCCAUGAAAGUGUCAGUUACAGAUGGCCUCCAUCGUGUGACAGCGCAGUGUACACUCCGCGUCACCAUCAUCACCGACGACAUGCUGACCAACAGCAUAACAGUGCGCCUGGAGAACAUGUCCCAGGAACGCUUCCUGUCUCCACUGCUGGGUCUUUUUGCUGAGGGCGUAGCUGCCGUGCUGUCCACCACUCGCGACGGUGUCUUCGUCUUCAACGUGCAGAACGACAGCGACGUGGGCGGCUCCAUCCUCAAUGUCACCUUCUCAGCCCUGCUGCCUGGUGCAGCCCCGGGACGGUUCUUCCCCUCUGAGGAACUGCAGGAACAGAUCUACCUGAACCGGACGCUGCUGAGACACAUCUCCAGCCAGAGUGUGCUGCCCUUCGAUGAUAACAUCUGCCUGCGGGAGCCCUGCGAGAACUACAUGAAGUGCGUUUCCGUGCUGAAGUUCGACAGCUCUCCGCCCUUCAUCGCCUCAGACACCGUCCUCUUCAGGCCCAUCCAUCCAAUCAAUGGGCUGCGGUGCCGAUGCCCCGCUGGGUUCACCGGAGACUACUGCGAGACGGAGAUCGACCUGUGCUACUCGGGACCUUGCCGCAAUAACGGGCGCUGCAGGAGCCGAGAGGGUGGAUAUACAUGCGAGUGUCUUGAGGACUUCACUGGUGAGCACUGUGAGGUGAAUUCCCGCUCAGGCCGCUGUGUGCCAGGCGUGUGUAAGAACGGAGGCAAGUGUGUGGACCUACUGGUGGGAGGCUUCAUCUGCCAGUGCCCGUCAGGCGAGUUCGAGAAGCCCUACUGUGAGAUGACCACCCGCAGUUUCCCGGGACAGUCCUUCAUCACCUUCAGAGGCCUGAGGCAGAGGUUCCACUUCACCAUCUCCUUCAUGUUUGCCACCCGAGAGACAAAUGCCCUGCUUCUUUACAACGGCCGCUUUAACGAGAAGCACGACUUCAUCGCUGUGGAGAUCAUUGAUGAGCAGAUCCAGCUCACCUUCUCAGCAGGAGAGACUAAAACCACUGUGGCUCCUUUCGUACAUGGUGGAGUUAGUGACGGCCAGUGGCAUUCUGUUCAGCUGCAUUACUACAACAAGGACAGCCUGCACCUGCUGGACGCCAGUGGGGUGCUGCGGGUCCCGCUCUAUACAGCCUGGCUGGAGCUGACCCAUAAGGAGCCGAACAUCGGGCGGUUGGGGAUCUCUCAGGGUCCGUCAGGGGAGAAGGUGGCAGUGGUGGCAGUGGAUGACUGUGAUAUUGCCAUGGCAGUGCGCUUCGGGAGCCAGGUUGGAAACUAUUCCUGCGCUGCACAGGGAACACAGACCGGACAGAAAAAGUCUCUGGACCUGACGGGGCCUCUGUUGCUGGGUGGAGUGCCCAACCUGCCGGAGGAUUUCCCUGUGCGAAACCGAGACUUUGUGGGCUGCAUGAGGAACCUGACCAUCGACAGCAAGCCCAUGGACAUGGCCAACUUCAUCGCCAACAACGGCACCACAGCAGGCUGUCCAGCUAAAAGGGACUUCUGUAAAGAGGGCCUGUGUCAGCAUGGAGGUCAUUGUGAGAACAAGUGGAACACUUACUCCUGCGACUGUCCCGACGGCCGUGGAGGAAAGAACUGUGAACAAGUGAUGUCCUCACCGCAGUACUUCGACGGCCAUGCCAUGGUGUCCUGGACCGAUUUUGAACUCACGGUAGCUGUGCCCUGGUACAUAGGCCUGAUGUUCCGCACCAGACAGAGCAGCAGCACGGCUAUCCUCCUGCAGGCCAAUGCCGGCCCAACCUCACAGAUCAACCUGCUGCUUGUGAACAGGCAAGUGCGGAUGGAGGUGAAGCUGGGAGAGCAGCGUGUUGCUCUGCUGGAGUUUGCGGAGAUCAGAGUGAAUGAUGGAGAGUGGCACCAUCUCCUCGUGGAGAUCACCAGCAGCAAGGAGGGCAAAGACACCAAAUACAUGGCCCAGGUGUCUCUGGACUAUGACAUGUUUAAGAGGUCAGUUGAGAUCGGGAACGAGCUGCCUGGACUGAAGGUCAAGAGUUUGUUUAUUGGAGGUCUUCAGGGAGACAACAAUGCUGUUCUGCAAGGCUUCCAGGGCUGCAUACAAGGUGUGCGAAUGGGGGAGACCUCCACCAACACAGCCAAUGUCAACAUGCAGCUGGGUCUGAAGAUCCGCGUGGAGGAAGGCUGUGACCUGGCUCACCCCUGCGACUCCAACAUCUGCCCUGAGAACAGCCAGUGCACGGACGAGUGGAGUGCACACACCUGCGUGUGUGAGCCAGGGUUCUUUGGUAAGAAGUGUGUGGACGCCUGUCUCCUGAACCCCUGUGAACACGUGUCCACAUGCGUCCGAAAGCCAAGCUCCUCUCACGGCUAUACCUGCGAGUGCGGUCAGAACUUCUACGGGCAGUACUGCGAGAACAAGGUGGAGAAGCCGUGCCCCAGGGGCUGGUGGGGCAGCCCGAUGUGCGGACCCUGCGACUGCGACGUCAACAAAGGCUUCAAUCCAGACUGCAACAAGACCACUGGAGAGUGUCGAUGCAAGGACAACUAUUACCGGCCCAAAGGCAGUGACACCUGUUACCCGUGUGACUGCUUCUUCACCGGCGCCAGCUCCAGAACCUGUGACCCGCACACUGGGCAGUGCCCCUGCAAGGCGGGUGUGAUCGGCCGACAGUGUAACCGCUGUGACAACCCCUUUGCUGAAGUUACCUCCACUGGUUGUGAGGUUGUUUAUGAGGGCUGCCCCAAGGCCUUUGAUGCUGAAAUCUGGUGGCCCAGGACCAAAUUUGGCCGUCCAGUUGCUAUCAACUGCCCCAAGGGAUCUAUUGGCACUGCCGUCAGACACUGCAGCGAUGAGAACGGCUGGCUGCCUCCCGAACUCUUCAACUGCACCACCGUCACUUUCUCCCACCUGAAGAAACUGAAUGAAGAGAUGCAUCGUAACGAGUCCAGAAUGGACGGACAGAAGUCGAAGGACAUUGCCCAAAUGCUCCACAAUGCCACCAUCCAGACCAAGUCCUUCUAUGGCAACGACGUGAAAACAGCCUUCCACCUGAUCUCCCGGGUCCUGCAGUACGAGAGCCAGCAGCAGGGCUUCGAUCUGGCUGCCAUGAAGGACGCCAACUUCAACGAGCACAUUGUGAAGGCGGGCAGUGCCAUCCUGGACCCCAGCAAUAAAGAUCAUUGGGAUCACAUCCAGAGAACAGAUGGCGGGACCGCCCACCUGCUGAGGAACUUUGAGGAGUAUGCCAACACUGUGGCUCGCAAUAUGAGGAAGACCUACCUCAAACCUUUCACCAUCGUCACACACAACAUGAUUUUGGCUGUGGAUUACCUCGACUCCUCCAGUCCAGAGGAGGCAAAGAUGCCUCACUUCCAGAAGAUCAAAGAGGAAUAUCCCAAAGACCUGAAAUCAUCAGUCCUGUUUCCAGAGUUUAACUACAGACCCACAGAUUUCAGAGUUUUCAGUGCAGCAACUGCAACAGAGAAGCCAGCAGUUCAGACUACCUCAAAUGAGGAAGACCACUCUGAGGUCCAGAGGAGCAGGAGACAGGCUGAGGGUCCUCCUCCUUUCCCUGUGGCCGCGGUCAUCGUCUACCGCUCUCUGGGGCAGCUGCUGCCUGAGCGCUUUGACCCUGACCGCCGCAGUCUCAGACUGCCCAUCCGGCCAGUCAUCAACACUCCCAUCGUCAGCACUACGGUACACAGCGAAGGCCAGCCCCUCUCCAUGCCUCUGGAGCGACCAAUCACACUCGACUACACACUGCUGGAGACAGAAGAGCGGUCCAAACCUGUGUGUGUGUUCUGGAACCACUCCAUCGCGAUCGGAGGGACCGGAGGCUGGUCCUCUAAAGGUUGUGAACUUGUCUCCAGAAACAAAACCCACAUCAGCUGCCAGUGUAACCACAUGACCAGCUUCGCCGUGCUCAUGGACAUCUCCAAGAGAGAGCAUGGAGAUGUGUUGCCCCUGAAGAUAGUAACCUACACCACGGUUUCAGCCUCGUUGUUGGCUCUGCUGAUCACCUUCAUCCUGUUGGCCAUCCUGCGAAAGCUCCGCUCCAACCUGCACAGCAUCCACAAGAACCUGGUGGCGGCGCUCUUCUUCUCCGAACUCGUUUUCCUCAUCGGCAUCAACCAGACGGACAACCCGUUUGUGUGUACGGUGAUAGCGAUUCUACUGCACUUCUUCUACAUGUGUACGUUUGCCUGGAUGUUUGUGGAGGGGCUACACAUUUACCGCAUGCUGACUGAGAUGCGCAACAUCAACCACGGCCACAUGCGCUUUUACUACGCCAUCGGCUGGGGCAUCCCUGCUAUUAUCACAGGUCUGGCUGUAGGUUUGGAUCCACAGGGCUAUGGUAACCCUGAUUUCUGCUGGCUCUCCGUCCACGACACCCUGAUUUGGAGCUUUGCUGGUCCCAUCGCUGUUGUUGUGCUGGUAAACGUAGUAAUAUUCAUUAUGGCAGCAAAGGCUUCGUGUGGACGCAGGCAGAGGAGCUAUGAGAAGUCAGGAGCCAUUCCUGCUCUGCGGAUGGCCUUCCUGCUCUUACUGCUCAUCAGUGCCACCUGGUUGCUGGGGCUCAUGGCUGUUAACAGUGACGUCAUGAUCUUUCACUACCUGUUUGCAGGUUUCAGCUGCUUGCAGGGAAUUUUGAUAUUCUUCUUCCACUGUGUGCUGAGUAAAGAAGUGAGGAAGAAUCUGAAGAUGGUGUUCACAGGAAAGAAACCACUACCAGACGAGUCCAGCACCACCCGGGCCUCUCUGCUCACUCGUUCUCUGAAUUGUAAUAAUACAUACACGGAGGACGGCACUCUGUUCCGUUCAGCUAUCGGCGAGUCUACUGUAUCUCUGGAGAGCACCAUCAGGUCAGCCAAGAGCCACAGCGGCUACCUUGCUUACGCCUUCAGAGAUGAGUCAGGACAGAAACCUUGCGUCUCCUCAGGAACAGCUAAAGGACUUACAGACAUUGACGCCCCUCUGUUCCACCGCAACGGCACCAAGGCAGACGACUCUGACUCGGACAGUGAGCUCUCUGUAGACGAGCACAGCAGCUCCUACGCCUCCUCACACUCCUCCGACAGCGAGGACGAUGAAGACGUCCACAUGAAGCCCAAGUGGAACAACGAGCGGCAGCCACUGCACAGCACUCCAAAAGGUAAAGUGGACACAGUGUCCAAUCACGUGAAGCCGUACUGGCCCACUGAGGCCACCACGGCCAGCGACAGUGAGGAGGCUGGAGGUGCAGAGCGACUGAGGGUGGAGACUAAAGUGAACGUAGAGCUCCAUCAGGAGAAUAAGCUGAACCACAUAGGAGAACCACCCCAGGACAAAGACCCACCAGCCAGAGACGGAGCACCACCCAGUCAGACCAACAGCAACCACCAGCCGGAGCAGAGGAAGGGCAUACUGAAAAAUAAGAUCACAUACCCUCCUCCACUUACGGACAAAAACAUGAAGAACAAACUCAGAGAAAAGCUUUCAGACUAUAACCCCCCCACCAUCUCCUCACGGACCCCCUCAGUAGCCUCCAACGAUGGGGGCAACAGUCACAACGUCAUCAUCAAAAACCCCCAUCGACCAGCCGUCCCGCCCAGGGAGCAGCAGAACGGAGUGGCCAUGAACCUGCGGAGCGGCACCGUUAACGGUGGAAACCAGUCAGAUUCAGACGGCAGUAAUGAAACCUCAAUCUGACCCAGCAGGAAGCAGCAGGAGGCUCUUUCUACGUGAGAGCGACACGACGGCCGUCCUUCAUGACGUGAAGAUGGGAAGAAGAGCAAGGAGAACAGGAGAAGAGGAGAGGUGGAUGAACUCCUCGAAGGAACAUAGACCAUUCAUUGGACCAUUCAUUGGACCAUUCAUUGGACAUCUCUCCUUCUCGCCCUCUUAACUCUCUCACUCCUUCUCUCUCUCGUCACCCCAGUGGCCUACACUCCAAUGGAGGACAGUAUUACUGCAGACAUCUGGCUGCUCUACAUAGGAAUUUUAAGAAAAAGGGAAUGUAUUGGAUGGCGCCUUAAGAGGAGAAGGGGGCAGUAAGAAUGGACCGUGCCAAAAUCAUAUGCUGCAGGAGGUAGAAAAGACUACAUCUCACACAAUGCCUCAGCUCUGCAUGUCCCAAACCAGGAAAGUCACGGCCACAGCAGCAGGCUGGAGCAGGAUCUGGAGCUGGAGCUGGAGAACUGCAGGAAUGUGAUGUUGGAUGUUACCACUAGUACUUACAGUGUAUCUGCUCUGAACGGGUGGAAAAAUACUCUUGACUUUUUAAUAAACACAAAGGAAUGUGUGCUGGAAAAAAGGCAAAAAAGGACAAUAAAAAGACAAUUCAUGAACUGCAUGUGCUGGAUUCGGUCAACUCAUCCCUCCAGAGGAGGUCCUGUGUUGGUUUCUCUGUUGUGAUUUUAACCAUUGUUAUGUAGAUAUCUCUAUUUUGUAUUUUUUUUGUUUCCAGACUUCAGGCACAUUUUUAUAAUGAUUUUUUUUAUAACAACAUAUUCAAGAGAUUAUCCUGGGCAAAAACAAAAAAAAAUCAUGAUGCUGUAUUUUUUUUGUACUUGAUUGACGGUCACUGUGGUGCCUUAUUUUGAUCACACACUACACUCUACACAGUGUGGUUUUCAGACGUUCCAAAGCCCGCUGGUUCACGCCUCCUCAGAUAAGACUGUUAAAAAAAACACACACAAAGGUGAGCUAUUUUUAUAAAAGAAUAAAGAGUAAAUUAUAAAAUGUGAAAAGAGAGGAGCCCUACAAUUUCUUACAGUGAAAAUAUGAAUGAAUGUCUAUGCCAUUUUUAUCACGAGCUCUUUAUGUUCAAACUCAGAGGCCUUCUAAUCCCACCCUAUGCCCCGCCUCCUCUCUGUGAUAGCCACUCCAGUGUUGGAACUACUCCUGUUUUUCCCCACCAAAAAAAAAGGAAAAAAAAAAACACUGGAAUUCUUGUAAAAAAAUGUAUAUUUAUUUUUUAUGUUUUUCAAACACUGGAUAAUGAUUGCAACUAUGAAAUUAAAACCACUUUGGAAUUUUCUA